AUGAGCACCCACUUUCUUUUCAACCUCACGUUCGCUACGUUUCUCUGGCUCGCAGUUGACGCGAGAAUUGUGAAUUUAUUCGUGCCCGGGAAAGCCGCCCUCCCAGGCGUCGCCAUAGCUGCCGAAAACAUGGGCGUUGACGACGCCGGCCACACCACCUGGCUCCUCGGCCCGGGCGAAGCCAGCGGCACCUUCACCUCCGACGCGAGCGUCCCCACCGACGCCCACUACUUCGAACUCGUGGCGGGCGCGUCGGACGCGCACCGGGUGCAGACCGCGCUGCUCUCCGACUACCUCGUCGACGGGCGCAUGAUCGCGAACGCCGCGCCCGCGCACACGCUCGUCGUCCACGACGACUGCGCGCUCGGGGAGGGCGACGGGCUCGCGCGCUGCGCGCCGGCGGUGUUCGUCCCCGUCCAGGUCGCGGACUCGGCCGACGGUGCGGAUGGCGCGCCGGUCGUCGCUGCUGCAGAGAACGCGAACGGCGCGGGAAGGGGGUAG
Messenger RNA from Epithele typhae, 501 nucleotides. RefSeq lists its product as uncharacterized. Bases 1 to 501 code for a protein of 166 amino acids. NCBI's taxonomy places the organism in Eukaryota, Fungi, Basidiomycota, Agaricomycetes, Polyporales, Epitheliaceae. The record is from RefSeq and is a predicted model, not a curated record. The transcript is spliced from 4 exons.